This is a messenger RNA of Amblyraja radiata (thorny skate), 5659 nucleotides long. RefSeq names its product sterile alpha motif domain containing 4A (gene samd4a). Gene Ontology annotation, molecular function: protein binding; translation repressor activity; mRNA binding. Lineage: Eukaryota; Metazoa; Chordata; Chondrichthyes; Rajiformes; Rajidae. Bases 651 to 2771 code for a protein of 706 amino acids. Gene Ontology annotation, biological process: regulation of mRNA stability; nuclear-transcribed mRNA poly(A) tail shortening; negative regulation of translation. The transcript is spliced from 13 exons. The record is from RefSeq and is a predicted model, not a curated record. Gene Ontology annotation, cellular component: P-body.
UCCAACGGCACAUUGAUUAAUAAUCUUCACACAUGCUGCGUCUUUCAUGUUAUUUUUAGAGCAGGGGAGGGAAGGGGUGUGAACGUGUGGGAUUAAAAGGCUUUUUAUAAAAUGACCCAGCCGCAGAUAUGCCUUCUCGAGUCCUAGUUUGGAGUUAACUUUCCCAAUGGUUUAAUUGCCUUAAAAUAAACUGGGUCUGGAGACUGGCCUGUGGUGUGGAUGGAAACUGUCCCAGCUCUCGCCCCGCAACCGCCUGUGGAGUUGCCGAGUUUCCGCAGUGUUAUAUUAACACGUUUAAGGCUGUAGACGUUCGACUGUCUGAGCUUUGGUCAUGUAUGGAAAUGUAAGCGUUGAGGAGUAACAUUGACAUCGUGGGGAAAGGAGCCAAAGAUUUGUUAAUACCGACAGGUGAUAUACUUCUGGAGUCUACUAGAUUUUUAUCCCGCUGGUUUCCUCGGAGGAAGAGGGAACGUGUCAACGGUGACGUUAUUCUACAGAAUUGGAAAAAAUCGCAACUGGAUCCACACACAAAAAUGUGACAACCCCUCCUCUACAUGUUUCAGAGCAUAAUUUUAUUUUUUUGCGAGGGGGCGGCUCGUGUCGAAUAAUCACCGACGAAGUAAUCCGGCAAAGUGCUGAGGUUCUUAAUCAUGAUGUUUCGAGAUCAAGUCGGCGUUCUCGCAGGAUGGUUUAAAGGUUGGAAUGAAUGUGAACAAACUGUAGCUUUGUUGUCCUUGUUGAAACGGGUGAGCCGGACCCAGGCUCGUUUCCUUCAGAUCUGCCUAGAGCAUUCUUUGUCCGAUUGUACCGAGCUUCACAUUCUCGAGGGAGAGGCAAAUGAUGCCGUAUUCAUUAAUCAAUGGCAUCAAGAAUCCAAGGACAAAGUAAUGAUGUUGUUGCUGACCCAUCUUCCAUUGCUGAAGCCAGGCAAUAUUGAAGCAAAAAUAGAGUAUAUGAAGCUAUUACCUAAAAUUCUGGCUCAUUCUAUUGAGAACAAUCAGCACAUAGAAGAAAGUAGACAACUCUUAUCCUAUGCUUUGAUUCAUCCUGCCACCUCACUGGAGGACCGAAAUGCACUAGCAAUGUGGCUCAACCAUUUAGAGGAUCGCACCUCUGGUUAUGGAAACCAGAGCAGAGGACGCCAUGACUCGAUGGAUUUUGGGCAAACUCUUUAUUAUCACCAAAGACAGAACUCUGAUGACAAGCUCAAUGGUUGGCAGAGCUUACGUGAUUCGGGGAUUUGUGUGUCUGCUUCGAACUGGCCAGAGAAGAGCCAGGCCUGUGAGAAUGGACAUUUACCACUUUAUUCUUCUACAUCUGUACCUACAACUAUCAACACUAUUGGGACUAGCACAUCCACAAUUCUCUCAGGCCAGACACACCACAGUCUUCUGAAGCGUUCAGUAUCUCUUACCCCACCAAUCAAUGUGCCAAAUCAGCCUCUAGGUCAUGGAUGGAUGUCUCAUGAAGACCUGCGAGCAAGAGGACCUCAGUAUAUUCCAUCAGACCAUGCCCCUCUCUCCCCACAGAGUAGUGUUGCUUCUUCUGGUAGCGGUGGGAGUGAACAUCUUGAAGAUCAAGCAGUGACACGUAACACAUUCCAAGAAGAGAGCAGUGGCAUGAAAGAUGUUCCAGCCUGGCUAAAAAGUUUGCGUCUGCAUAAAUAUGCAGGUCUCUUCUCCCAACUCGCGUAUGAAGAAAUGAUGGCACUCACAGAAGUUCAACUUGAAGCACAGAAUGUUACCAAAGGUGCAAGGCACAAAAUUGUUCUCAGUAUACAAAAGCUGAAGGAGAGACAGAAUGUACUCAGAAUGUUGGAAAAGGACAUUCUUGAAGGUGGCAAUCUACGUAAUGCACUCCAGGAGCUGCACCAAAUGAUUCUUACCCCAAUCAAGCCCUACAGUUUCUCUCACAGCCAGAACACAAGUGAGCGCAACCAAACCUUUGACUCUCAGUCCAGUAUCAUGAGCCCGGACAGCAACUUAGGUCGGCUGUCUGACGUGAAGGAUUCUGCUGCAGGGGGCAUUCAGCAGCACAACAUUACAGGGUGCGAGAGCGAAUCGGGAGGUGCUGUGGUUCCAGAGGGAGAUUUGCCUGGACAGUUUACAAGAGUCAUGGGCAAAGUUUGUACACAACUCCUUGUAUCCAGACCAGAUGAAGAAAACAUAAGCUCCUACCUGCAACUAAUAGACAAAUGCGUAGGUCAUGAGGCUUUUACAGAAACACAGAAGAAAAGAUUAUUGUCCUGGAAACAGCAGGUUCAGAAGCUCUUUAGAUCUUUCCCCCGGAAAUCUCUCUUGGAUAUGCCAGGCUAUCGACAGCAAAGAAACUGGGGUUUCGGUCAGUCCAACUCCCUACCAGCAGCUGGAUCUGUAGGUGGAGGAAUUGGUCGACGAACUCAACGCCAAUUCCAGAUGCCCCCUCGAAACCUUCCCAUUGCCCGCCUGGGUCUGAUGAGUCCAAGCGGACUCAUGAGUGCCUCACAGCGAAGCACAGCCAGCAAUCCAGCCAUAUUAAAACAAGGAAGGCAGAACCUAUGGUUUGCUAACCCUGGAGGAAGUAACAGUAUGCCAAGCCGAACUCAUAGUUCAGUCCAGCGUACACGCUCUCUGCCUGUUCAUACAUCACCGCAAACCAUGUUGAUGUUUCAGCAACAAGAGUUCCAAGUGCCAGUGACUGAACCUGAUAUAAACAACAGACUGGAAUCGUUGUGCCUCAGUAUGACUGAACAUGCCUUGGGUGAUGGUGCUGACAGAACCUCAACCAUCUAGAAGGAUAAACUACACCAGUUGGUGCUGGCUCUGAAUCUUAUAAGGGAUCGUGGGUUCAGACCACGUUCACAAGUUCCAGUCACGAGCCCUGGUCAGGGUCAAUUGAAAUCUUGUUUCUGCAAGGUGUAACGAACAUUUUAUUUUUUUGCUCAAGUGUUUGGAUUGUCACUGUGUCAUCAAGUCCUGAAGCAUUGUCAGGCCAAAUAAAAGUACUUCAGUCCAUGAAAAGGAUUUGGCUGUGAAACAACCUCAGAGAAGUCCCAAUUCGUGUGAGCAGAGUAAUCAGUGCAGAAGUGGCCAAUGAGUGGAGUAAUCUUUUGCCAUAGCAAGAGUUGGAUUUCAAGUGUGGUUGGUUACUUUUCUGUACUUAGAAACAUUUGUUUUAAAAAUAUCUAUAAACUUGGAUUAAAAAUGUAUCACCAAAAGAAACAGUGAGACACAUAUGAUGUCUUUCAUCUUGAUUGUACCGGAUAUGGUUGUUGAGCUAUUUUCAGGAUUGAAGUGCUGUCGUCAUGAAAAGGACUCUGAGGAUAAUAAUUUAAGUGCAACUAAAAUUAACUUCUUGUUUACAUAAAUAUAAAGGGUACGUAAAUAUUUUCAGGUAUGCCAUUGUUAUAUGUAUUGUCAUUGUUAAAGCAUUUUUAUCCCCUCUGCAGUAGCAGCAGGUUUGCUCUUUUUGAUUAGCAGCAAAGCUAUGCUUCCAUGGGAUAGUUGCUUAUUCUAAAAUAAAAUGUAAGUGCUCAGUCUGAGUAAGUACAGAUGUUGAAGAUGAUGAAAAAGAGAAAGGAUGUUCUGGAAUGUUGGUGAAUGUGGGAGAGUUGUGAUACCAUAUGAGUUAGUCAAUCAGUUUUGCAGUCAGUCUAACUGUUGGCAAGUAUGCUCUGCUCUUGUUUUGCUUCAGAUUUUUGCCCCCCCCCCUCCAUUCCCUCCCAUCCUCAUUGCAAAAAGACCCAAUGUUUACAGUUAAAUUAAGUUGGUACUUCAUUAAAAUUAUCAGGUCCUAAAUAUUCUCUACAUCCUCUCCCUAGCCACUUACCCAAAGUGUUCAAAAAUCUGCUGUCUAGAGAUUAAGCAUUGAAUAGAGAUGGAGAGAGCAAGUUUAUAUAAUAUACAAGGCAAAGGAAGGGCAAGGUCUAAGAAAAAUCGGAGAGAAACUGGGUGAGGUUGAAUAAAUAUGGACAUUUUGUAAGAAAUUGAGUUGGAAUUGCAGUAUUAUAGGAUAGCAGAGUAUGAAACUAUUUUCAGAAUAAGUGCAUUUAUGUUUAUACAGUGAAUGCAAGUUCAAACAUUUUAUGUGACUCCAUUCAUACUAACACAAAAACCUGUUUAAUGAGAGUCAUUAAAAGUAUUUACAAAUCAGAAUUGAUAUUUAUUCCUCCACUGAUUUAUAGAUGCAGAGGUUAUCUAUUAAUUAGAUGUAUUAUUUUAGAUAUGUUAAGUAUUAACUUGCUAUGGCUGGUAACCAUGAGUAUGUCUCAAAAUAUUAACAUCCAUUUAGUUAAUUUUUAAUAUUAUUGCUUAUUUCUAUUGAUAAGGUAUAGUUGAAAUAUUUACAUUGAUAAAAAAAUGUUUUGCUAAGAAGUGCUGCCUAGUGAAUUAAUUUUAACAUGUGGCUUUGUCUUGAGAACACUGAUGCCAUUUUUUUUUCUGUUGAGUCCUGUAUUGACUGCAGGUGUAGAGCUUGAUUAAUACUAUCCUAUGUAAAUUGAAUUAUUUAUGAAAUGAAUGCAUGCUAUAAGGCUGUGAAGUCAAAUAUCUAGAAAUAAAGCGGCAGUGCCUUUCCUUUUGUAUCUUCCACAUACCCCAAAACAUUAACUGUUUUAUACAGAACAAAUAGCACCAUCAAUUCAAAAACAAAGGUGAUAAAGAUGUAUUCUUGAUAUUUAUGGUCUUUGUUUUUGUUUGCACACUGAAUAUCCUUGCAAGCUCUGCACAGUAACUGUUUUGAAAUGCUUAAUUGUUUGUGGACAUUGGAUAAACUUAGUCGUGGAACGGUAUAGAACAACUUACUGUGGUAAGCUGUGGCAGAUACUGACUGACAUUUUUCAAACUUCUACCAGGUUACUGCAAUGCCUUUACGAGAUUAUGGCUGGAAAAAAUACCUAGUAGUGGGGAUAUUUUAAAGUUCAGAGCAAGGGCUUGCUAUGGAUGUGUGUGCACUAUAUAUGAGAAACUAGAUCAAACAAAUUUUUUAAAAUUGUUUUGUACAAGCUAUCAGGAUUUGAUGAGAUGGCUUUUAUUUUUUGUAUUUCUUUAACGAUUCAGAAAAUAGUGAAUGUUUAUUCCUCUGAGAGGAAUAGGAAGCUAAUAAUAAGUAGUAACUUCCUCCCUCUUUUUUUUAUAUAUUAUAUUAUUCCCUAAGUAUUUAUGGACAGUUUUGUUGAACAGUGUAGAACCUUUUUCUGUCUUUAAAAUACACCAUCCCAUAUUAUUUUAUUUCCUUUGUUGCAUGUCAGACAGAGGUAAUCCCCACCUGGUAGGUGCAUGCAUGCUAUUGUUCUUGUUUUCCUGGACAAGAAAUAUGUUUCUUGCAUAGUUACUGCUGCACAUAAAUGCAUAUUUUUAGUUUGUCACCUUAUGGAAAAAGCACGUUUGUUACAUGUUAAAGCUUUAUGACAAACACUCGUAUGUUUUACUUGCUGUUCUUUGCAAGUGGAUAGUUUUCAAAUGUUCUUGUUUAAAGUUACCAAUGAAUUACUCUUGUGACUUAAAACAGCAAAUGCAACAAUGUAUUUAUUUACUCCCAGUUCUGUCACUUAACUAAAAUGACGGUUAUCUCAUAUCAGCAUUAUAUUGAAAGUGAAGGGAGAUAAUACAAGUUUUUGUAACAUUGUGGUGUAUGUGUUUGUUUUUUGCAAAAUAAAAAUUACACAUCCAGUUUGAACAUU